Betta splendens (Siamese fighting fish) is the source of this 4307-nucleotide messenger RNA. RefSeq names its product NADPH oxidase, EF-hand calcium binding domain 5 (gene nox5). Gene Ontology annotation, biological process: superoxide anion generation; defense response. Gene Ontology annotation, molecular function: calcium ion binding; superoxide-generating NAD(P)H oxidase activity. The record is from RefSeq and is a predicted model, not a curated record. Bases 1148 to 3514 code for a protein of 788 amino acids. NCBI's taxonomy places the organism in Eukaryota, Metazoa, Chordata, Actinopteri, Anabantiformes, Osphronemidae. Gene Ontology annotation, cellular component: plasma membrane; NADPH oxidase complex. The transcript is spliced from 16 exons.
CAACAAUUUAAGCUUCAAGACCAGAACCACCACCAUCGCCAACAUCAAGUAACGUUGGCUUUUAUUAUGUUUUAACUCUCCUCCUGUGCUUUCGGAGCUUCUCUGUGGUCACCAUGGACGCAGCAUUGUCCCUGGAACAGAUAGGCAGAGACAAGUUUUAAUGCUGUGUAUCCCCAAUAAAGUGGACCGAAUCAUUUGAGCUGAUCACAGAGCUGGACCCCGUUCAAUGAACAAUUCAUCACCUCAUGUUGAAUAUAAAUAAACAGACCAAAUCAUCAGAGCCAAACCCACAAAAGAGGUUUGGAGCAAUUAGAGCCAUUCAAGACUUGACUGCUGAGACGCUGACCAGCUCAAGUGUCCGACUCGCAGCCACUGAGUUCACACAUCCAGAACCGGCGGGUCUCACACUGGUUCCAGUGACUUUAAGGUAAAAUCAGUUACUUUAGUCGUUAGUAUGUUAGUGACCAACAGGCCAGCAACGAGGCCUUAGUAAUAAAAUUGAGUAUGUCAGUAAAGUUUUAUUUUAUGUUUUUUAAAAGUCUGAGCCAGAAGUUGUAACACAGCAGGAACCGAAUUCUCCAAACUCAUAUUGACACAGCGACGUGUGACCUGAGCCUUUGACAGGACAGCACUACACGUGUGGUGUUGUUGGAGCAAGGUCUGCGGACACAGGACUCGUGAAGCUGGCUGCAGUUUCAAGCCUUAAGAAAAUAUUUCUGCUGUAUCUUAUCAGCUUACACACAUACAAGACCACUGUUCUCCAGUGUCUGUCGGCAGAACCCAGGAAUACCCAGUUUCCACCAUCUGAAAUAAUCCUGUGGUGAAUGACAUUUAAAUCAAAGUUCAAAGUAGUUUGACUUCAUGUAGACUUGUUGGUCGCAUACUUCCAACUUAUAAUUCCUACAUUAGAGCAGACAUUGUGUGGCUUCAGUGGGUAGAACAUCUGACUGGGCAGAGUGUCCUGGGUUUGAGCCCUGUCACCAGGUGUGUCCUUGAGCAAGACACUUCACGCUUCAGCUAUACUUACUGAGCUGCCACAUAGCUGUCCACUGCUCCCCAGGGGCCACGUCACAGCCACUGAACGAAAAGUAAAAAACAAGUGAUGUGUUCCCAGUACUGAGUCCUGUAGAACAGCACAGUCGUGACCAUGAGCGCGGACGAGGACGCUCGCUGGCUGGAAUGGGUCACCAAACAGUUCGAGAGCAUCGCAGGAGACGACAAAGAGAUCGACCUCAGCGAGUUUAAAGCAGCCCUGAAAGUCAAAGAGUCCUUCUUUGCCGAGCGGUUCUUUGCUCUGUUUGACUCGGACGGCAGCGGCUCUAUCAGCCUGGACGAGCUGCUCAGGGCAUUGGACCUGCUUAUCCACGGCAGCGACACCGACAAGCUGAAGUUCCUCUUCCAGGUGUACGACGUGGACGGCAGUGGUUCCAUCGACCCAGACGAGCUGAGAACGGUUCUGAAGUCGUGUCUGCGUGAGAGCGCCAUCUCUCUUCCCGAGGAGAAGCUAGAUGACCUGACACUGGCUCUGUUUGAGUCGGCCGACAAGGACAAGAGCGGCUCCAUCACCUUCGAGGAGCUCAAGGCUGAGCUGGAGACCUUCCCCGAGGUCAUGGAGAACCUCACCAUCAGUGCCGCCAACUGGUUGAAGCCUCCGGAUCUGGAGCAGAAGAAGCGGCAGACUCCUCGGUACCUGACACGGUCCUACUGGCACAACAACAGCCGGAAGCUGCUGUUCCUAUGUGGCUACGCCUGCCUCAACAUGCUGUUGUUUGUGGUGGCAAUGCUGCGGCACAGACUCGGAGGAGGCUGGUUCAUGGUGGCCAAGGGCUGCGGACAGUGCCUCAACUUCAACUGCACCUUCAUUAUGGUACUGAUGCUGCGUCGCUGCCUCACCUGGCUGAGGGCCACCUGGGUUGUGAGGGUCCUCCCCCUGGACCAGAACAUCCUGCUGCAUCAGACUGUGGGCUACGCCGUCCUGGCCUUCACCCUGGGGCACACCGCCGCUCACGUCUGCAACUUUGUGCGGCUAUCGGAGAGCAGCAAGUUCACUGUGUGGGAAUUCCUGCUGACCACCAGGCCCGGCAUCGGCUGGGUCAAGGGCACAGCCUCGCUCACCGGGGUGGUUCUGCAGCUUCUCAUCUGCCUCAUGGUCUUCUGCUCCAGCACGUUUGUGCGUCGCAGCGGACACUUUGAGGUGUUCUACUGGUCUCACCUGGCCUACGUGUGGGUCUGGGCUCUGCUCAUCGUUCACUGUGCCAAUUUCUGGAAGUGGUUUGUGAUUCCAGGUCUGGUCUUUGUGCUGGAAAAGAUUGUGGGGGUUGCUGUUUCUCGCAUGGGGGGCCUUUACAUCGUUGAGGUCGACCUGCUGCCAUCCAAGGUGACUCACCUGGUGAUCAAGCGUCCCCAGUUCUUCCAUUUCAAACCAGGAGAUUACGUCUACAUCAACAUCCCAGCAAUCGCCAAAUAUGAGUGGCACCCAUUCACUAUCAGCAGUGCCCCAGAGCAGCCAGAUACUCUGUGGCUGCACAUCCGAUCAAUGGGCCAGUGGACCAAUCGCCUGUACGAGUACUUCAGACAAGGGAAGAGCGACAUGGUCCAACCCAGGAGACUGUCCAUCAGCCUGAGGAGGCGACGGCAGCUGACAAGAGCCCAGGAUGACCUGUUCAGGGCUACGAAUGGUGACAAGCCUGUGGCGUCUAACACAGACAAUGCCAUUGAGUUGAUGAUGUACCGUCACAACAGCUCCCUGUCCGAAGUGACCUCGAGGCCAGUAGAGGCUUCCUCAGAAAAGCUGGGCCCUGCAGAAAGAGGAGAGGCCCCUCCGCUAACAGAGUUUUCUGCCAAGUUUGGUGAGAACCACAGGUUCUGCAACAUCAAGUGCUAUGUAGACGGACCCUUCGGGACGCCUACUAGGCAGAUUUUUGCCUCUGAACACGCUGUUCUGAUUGGGGCGGGCAUCGGCAUCACACCCUUCGCUUCCAUCCUGCAAAGCAUCAUGUAUCGGUACCGCAGGAGAAAGCAGAACUGUCCCAGCUGUCACUACUCCUGGUGUGAGAACGUUAAAGACGACGACAUGAAGCUUCGCAAAGCAAGAACAUGCUUUUAUAUGUCACUGGUGGACUUCAUCUGGAUCAACAGAGACCAGAGGUCGUUUGAAUGGUUUGUCAGUUUACUGACUAAACUGGAGAUGGACCAGGCUGACGAGGAACCAGAAGGCCGUUUCCUGGAGAUGCACAUGUACAUGACGUCGGCGCUUGGUAAGAACGACAUGAAGGCCAUCGGCCUGCAGAUGGCGCUGGACCUGUUGGCCAAGAAGGAGAAAAGAGACUCCAUCACUGGGUUGAGGACCAGAACCCAACCUGGACGGCCAGAGUGGGGGAAGGUGUUUCAGAAAGUGUCUAAGGAGAACAAAGGGAAGGUCCACGUGUUUUACUGUGGUGCUCCAGCUCUGGCUAAAGUCAUCAAAGCUCAGUGUGAACACUUCGGCUUCAACUUCUACAAGGAAAACUUCUGAGAAUGUUCCUGCUGUUCAGCUCUGUGUAGUCUCUGCCCUCCAUGACCUCUGAUAUCCUGAUCACGAUCCAGACCUAACACACUGCACAGCCGCUGUCUGAGCAGAAGUGCAGUGCAGAUGUCGAAGACAUCAAUUUGGUAGCUUUCUUUAAACUUCCAAUGGAUCAGAAUGUAGUGUUAGAGUCAAACUUGUAUGUAACUGUGUACAUCAUUAUUUAUUUAUUGUGGAUAUUCCUUGAUGUUUGUAUUUACAACUUAGACGUGAACCUUCUCUGACAGUUCUGACAUUUUAAUUUGAAUUUGCUGAUAACAUGAAGCUUAUUCAGAAACCUAUAAUAAAAAGUUAAAUUGUCUCAAUGCAAAAAAGCAAAAUAAAUAAAUAAAACAACAUUCUAACACGGAAUAUCAAAAGGCAAAUUAAGGCAAAUUACAGACGUAUAAUGAGCAAAGUAAAAGUAACGUGUGAGAAUUACAGCUUGUGCAGUCUUUAAGAUAUUGUUCAUUGUAUUUUUAGAUUUUACUAAUUGAUUUAUUAUAAGGUAUUUAGUUAUUAAAGGAGGAGAUUUGAAAAAGCUGAGUAGUUCGUAUAACGUGAUUUCACUAACUUGUCAUGAUUUUUGGACUAUUAUGUUGGACUAAUGUGCUAAACGUGUGAUGUAACUAAAACUCACUAUGCAGAGGCACAAGAUGAAAACGGUCAAAGAACUAGAACCUCGGCUUUUACUUACUUUUUAUUAAACCGUUUAUUAUUUUUAGUAAUGUUUGCAGAUUGUUACAGUGAGUUUGUUUAUUUU